Molecule: messenger RNA, 2905 nt
Organism: Salvelinus sp. IW2-2015
Lineage: Eukaryota; Metazoa; Chordata; Actinopteri; Salmoniformes; Salmonidae
Product: vascular cell adhesion protein 1-like
Biological process (GO): cell-cell adhesion
Cellular component (GO): membrane
Molecular function (GO): integrin binding
Source: RefSeq, a predicted model, not a curated record
GAUGUCAUGUUUCAGUUUAACAGUUUCCUCUYUGCACAGCAUCAGGGUAGGGUUUGAAUUUCCUCUKUGAAACACUUGYUUCACACAGUAAGUGCUCUGCCUGAGAUACACUAACUGGCACUAGCACAGCGUUAGGACCGAGCCUGGACCAUCAGUCAGGGCAUCCUGUCCCCCAUCACCCUCACCUUGCUCAGCAUGGGGUACCAGAGAACUACCAUGAUCUCACUCCAGAGGAUGUUGGGCCUCCUCAUGCUCAUGCUGUUACAUGGAGUAGUUACCUUUCCUCUUGAGCUCAACCCUCCCAGAKUGGUGGUGAGAUAUGGAGACUCAGUCUCAGUCAACUGCAGCACAUCAUCCACAGACCAUGAGGGRAUGGGCUGGGAGGCCACAUACGGAGGUACAGGUUUUGAACAAGAUGUCAACGUUGUCACYUGGACUGUGGAUAAACKUACUGAUUGGACAAUAGAACCUAAAUGCUACAUCACUCUCAAUGAUGAGGGACAACCCUCAAAAGUACUUCCAGUCAUUCUCUACAAGACUCCAGACAGCGUGUCCAUCUCUGUUCUGAGCCACUCUGGUCCCAUGGUGGAGGGGACAGAGUACCAGCUGCAGUGUGACAUACAGAACAUCGCUCCUCUACAGAACCUGGUUGUGAAGUGGUACAAAGGAAAUGAACCCUUAGAUAAUGUAACUUACAGUAACGUCAGUAAGACACCAGUGGAUGUGUCAGAUACUCUGAUGAUCAGCCCCARUAGARRWGAUGAUGGAGCUCAGUAUAGAUGUAGAGCAGAACUGGACCUGGGACCAGAGGGACCACAGCAUACAGUGACAUCAGAACCUCUCAGCAUUACUGUACACUAUGCUCCUAAGUUCCUUCUUGGGAAUGACACAGUGGAGGUGAGUGCAGGCAGUGAUGUGUCUCUGAACUGCAGUGMUGAGGGGAACCCUCCUCCUGARAUGAAGUGGAACUACACCGCUGCACRCAAUGUGAAGUUGUCCACUGAGGGGCGCCAGAGGACUGUUAGAAUCACCACAGCUGGGAUCUACAUCUGCACUGCCACGAAUAGAGUUGGGACGGCCAMCAGAACAACAACAGUAACUAUGAAAGAUGACCCCACAAUUAUAAUUAUUGUAAUUAUUACAUUAGUUAUCCUGGUCAGUACCCUGAUACUCCUGAACGUCUUCUGUAUGUUGAGGAAAAUACAAGGAUAUUAUCAUUUCAUAACAAUCAACACCACAGACGUCAACCAGCCAAACAACGUUCCAAUGAUGCCACUGUCUACAACAGGGGUAGACCAAUCUGAUCCAGAGGGGUAUCCUACGAAGGUUUGAGGAGUUACCUAGGUAAAUUAGGAAAACUCUGAGUUCAACUCGGGAUAGCCAGUCAUACGAAAGUGGCUCACCCUUUAGCCAGAUACAUUUCAGAACUAAUCUGCUCCUGAGCAGGCUAACUCCAGCCCAGUAGAGGCUGCUGAGGGGAGGACGGCCCAUGAUAAUGGCUGGAACGGAGCGUGGAUGCCAUUCCACUGAUUGCGCUCCAGCCAUUUACCAAGAGCCCGUCAUCCCCAAUUAAGGUGCCACCAACCUCCUGUGAACUCCACUUACACUGAAUGAAACGACUGAGCCACGAGUUGAGGACCAAUGAAAUACGAAUCCCUCCCGCUUAUAAAGAUUGCGUCAACAUCCACUUCAUUUUAGGAUGACAAGCUUUUAUUCAUGAAAUCUUUUUGUGUGUGUACAUUUAAAAAAAAGUUUAAAAUAUAUCACAUUCCCAAUUUAGUAAUGACAGAAUGUAUUUUAAACUUCACGCAGUAACACUUUUGCAUGACAUGAAAAUGAUUUGGUCUACAAGCAACAAUGGGAUUUAAUAAAUCAAAUCGACUGCGUGAUCUGCAAAAAAAAUAUUUAAAAUGUAAGAUUAAGGUGGGGAUUCAAUUGGACUAGUAUUUUCCUUGAUUUUGAAUGUGACUUUGAGUAACAAAUCUAUGUGAGUUUACUGUUAAUGUACUUGUAUGGGAUUUGGAGUCAAUGUCAACUAUGUGUAGACUAGACACAUAGCAACUUUGGUUUUAGAAGUGGAGGGACAUAUAUAUAUAUAUUUUAAAUAUCCAGUCGGAUAAACACUCCAAACAGCCUAUGCGACCGCUCGGAGACGUCUGCAUGGUCUUAAAGCAUACCGUUGCCUCGUUUUGUAUCAAAUUCCAAUGAUAGACUGUGGGAGACAGAAAAUGCAAUUUCAGAAUGUAGGGGGGGACAUGCCCCCCAUCCCCCGUCCCCAGUGAAAGUUGCACCCCUGCUAGGAAUUACACUGUAUAAGAAAAUAACAAAAGGAAAUGUAUUACUGCCAUGUGCUGGCUGCCCUCUUGAACAAAUAGUGUUGUAAAAUUUGAGGAUUUAUGUAAGUAUGAAGUAGCUAUGUGUGUGUGUGCUUACCUCAGUCUAGAAAAUGAAUCAGAAUACUGUCGAUACAUGGGCCUUGAUUCAGUGGUACAGUUUGUUGAAUUGUGUUUAAACAAUCUUAACUAUGAGCUUUUUGUGUGACUAGCGUUUUUUAAAUGCAUUUGUAGAUUUUUGGCUGUUCAAGUGUCUUGCAUCUGUCAUCAUACAAAGGAAUUUAAUAAGAAUGUUCAUAUUUCUAUAUCAAUGCUUAAUUGUAUUGCUUGCUGUAGUCUAAUUACAGUAGAAUCUGAACAUUCAUUUUCCUUUAUAAAACUAUUUUCMAAACUGUUUUUAAAAGUAAAUAAACAAGCGUCACUGCUUAUGACAUGCCACUGCCAGUCUGUCGCCAGUGAACAUUUUAUUGAAGAAAAACUAUUUUCAAAACUGUUUUUAAAAGUAAAUAAACWAGCGUCACUGCUUAUGACAUGCCACUGCCAGUCUGUCGCCAGUGAACAUUUUAUUGAAG